Molecule: messenger RNA, 8100 nt
Organism: Daphnia pulicaria
Lineage: Eukaryota; Metazoa; Arthropoda; Branchiopoda; Diplostraca; Daphniidae
Gene: Not1
Product: CCR4-NOT transcription complex subunit 1-like
Exons: 17
Coding region: 295-7791 (2498 amino acids)
Biological process (GO): nuclear-transcribed mRNA catabolic process, deadenylation-dependent decay
Cellular component (GO): CCR4-NOT core complex; P-body
Molecular function (GO): molecular adaptor activity
Source: RefSeq, a predicted model, not a curated record
GCUUCAUCUUCAUUCCAAAUUUCUUGUGGCCAGCUGAUUUUUUUGUUCAGGUUCAGGUUGAUCGUGCAGCCAUAUUGGUUUGAAUUUGUUUGAUUAUUUCGUUUGAACAUUUCAAGCUGAAAUUUAUAAAUCAUUUUAAGAAAAAAGUAAAAAUCAUUGGUUUCGACAGUUGCUGACCUAAAGUGUUUCGUGAGUGGUUGCUAAUGUCAGUGUCGGCCACAGAGGGAAGCUUCAAAGGCCAUUUUCCUGGGCUUUGAAGCUUUCACCUGCCAGCCCUCUGUCUUUCAUGGAACUAUGAGCCUAGACUCACUGUCACUGGCGCUGACACAGAUCCAAUACCUGGUCAACAGCCUCAACAAAAAGAACUAUCUUCAAUCUAGAAAUAGCAUUGAAGAAUUAGUUACCAUUUAUGGUAUUGAAGCUGAAAGACAUCUUCUUUGUUGCUGUCUUGCUGGAGUUGACUUUGUGGGGUUAGGAAACGGUGAAAGUUCAUCAUCUGUCAAGUCAAAUAACCCAGGCAAGGAGAAGGAAAGAGAGCAGCUUCUGGCUGAUUUUUUUGGACAUUGCAUCACCCAGCCAGCAUUCCCUAGUCUUUUGAAUAGUGCCCUUGAACAGCCAUUGAGAAGCAACUUUACUAGAAGUGUUCAACAACAAUUCAAAAGCAAUUCGGCAGUUAUCAGCAAUUUCUGUCGGUUUUUGCGACUGUCACGCAGCCAAGAGGUGGUUCUUAGGAUUGCUCUUUUAGAAACAUUCAACCCUGAAGCGCGUUCACAGUCUAUACUAAUUAUUCGCCAGAAACUUAGUGAACUAUUGAAAAAUUUUGCUGAUCAAGAUAGGAAUACUGUCCCGUUGGAAGGAGGACUACAGGAAUCGUCUCCUGAAGUCAUUCACUACAUUCUUAGUCGAUUGAUCAACGAGCCGGAUACAUUUGGAAUAAGCAAAGACCUUUUAGAGGACGUAUUGAGCUGCUUGCGCCGUGACUAUCCUCGUGAAUUGGUCCCUGUGAUUUUAGCCCCAAUCCUUUACAAGGAGCAAGGGGUAGACUACACUUGUCAUAAGAUGGCACACGAAACUAACAGUUUGACCAAGAAUAUGGUCGAAACAUCAUUGGCCGAUUUGAUCCUUGAAACUGGAUACCCAUUCACAUCAAGUCUCGAAGAAUGCCGUGCAAAUAUCACGACCUUCGGUUUUCGCGAAUUGUCUCCCACAUCGGUAGCUCGUGCAAUAAUCUACAUGGUUCGCACGCACAGCGGAUUGGACGAACAUUCAUUAAGACACUUGAGAAAUGGUACAUCACAAUCAUGGCCUGAGCAAGAAAGCUCAGGAGAUAAAAGCGACGAAGGCCUUCCUACCUCAUGGAACAUGGAAAUAUUUGUCCAGGUUGUUACGGAGCUGGUGCCAAGUUUAAACUGGAAAGAAAUUGUUUCAGAAUUGGAUCACCCUAGUUUCCUCAUAAGAGAUAGAGCAGGAUUGCGCCUUCUCCUGACGGCCCUACAAUUGGGCCUGCAAACACAGGGCGCAACUUUCCCAGCUGAGUUGCUGUAUCAAUCAUGGAACAACGCUGAAGCUCAGCUAUCGCUGCUUUCGCAAUUAAUGAGGAAUACGGAUCUCUUUUGCAUUGCCGACUAUCCACACCACGCCAUUAAUGUCGAAAUUCUGAAAUCACCCCCUGAACCUGAUAACAAGAAGCUUGCCAGUUGGAAAUGCCUGGGAUUGCUUGAAACUCUUCUCAACUUAUUGGAAAACGGCGGGCUUUACAGCCAGGUGCAAGAAUUGCUUAAGGAGCCUGUUCAACACUGUCCUGAUGUUUUAGUCCUUGGGCUUCUUCAACUGACACAACCAAUGACUAAACUCAGACAAGAAUUGCUCAGCAGUCUUAUUCCUGUUUUUUUGGGCAAUCAUCCAAACUCUGCCAUCAUUCUACACCAUGUCUGGCAUGCACAGUCACCUCUGGUCAAACCUCUGGUUAUGCACGCUAUGGCUGAGUGGUACAUGAGAGCUGAACACGAUCAAGCGCGGUUAUCAAGAAUUCUCGAUGUAGCCCAGGACCUAAAGGCUCUAUCUAUGCUACUAAAUGUGCAGCGCUUCCCUUUUGUCAUCGAUCUCUCGUGUCUAGCAUCGCGCCGUGAAUAUCUCAAACUCGACAAAUGGCUGACAGACAAAAUGCGUGAACAUGGGGAAACCUUCGUUGCAGCAUGCGUUAACUUUCUACACCAGAGAUGUCCUCAAAUCUCCGGGAAAGUUAAAGAAGAAGCUGGUCUAAAGCCCACUCAACUUCCCUCGGACACACUAGCAAUCAUGUUGUCUUGCCUGCAGGUUUGGACUGGAAAUGUGUCUCAAGAACUAUCUGAUACUAUAAAUACAAUGGUUGCGAAUUGCAACGUCCUGAAUCGUGCCCGAGCGCAACCCCCACCUGGCGUCUUGAAACCUAUCCGUCCUGGCAGUGGAGUUGGAGUUGACGUUUCAUUUCCACCAGGAACCUUAAGCAGCCAACUAUUUCCGCCUCCUGGAGUUGACUCAACUGGUCUUUCGCCCAGCCUAAGUAGCAUGGGUCUAGGUCCACCAACUUCAUCUGGAUUUGCUGUUAAUAUUGGGUCCAAUACACUCGGAGGAAAUACUCCAGCCCCCGGAUCACCUGGAAAAUUGUUCUCUAGCAUGUCUUUGCUAGAAACUGGAGUCAAUCAGCCAACGGUUGUGGGGAUGCCAAACAAUUCCAACUCGAGUCAGAACCAAAGUACUUUCUCCAUUUUUACUUCAUUAACUGGAACUGGAGCAAUGCCUGGAUCAUCCAGUACAAAUCCACUGGGCAUAGGUAUUCCAUCUUCUAUGGCGAGUGGAAGCGGGAACGGUCAAUCAAGUAUGGGUACGAGCAAUAUUGGAUCUGGUACGGCUGGUUCUCCUGGAUCGAUUGUCAACGGCCCUGUUCGAGUAGGAAUGAAUCCUCACCUAGGCCAAGAACGAAGAACCGGGGAUGUAUCUAGUGCUUUUGCUGACAUGCCACAAGCUGUUUCAAAAGAUAUCGAAGACGAGACAAAUAGUUAUUUCCAACGGAUUUACAACCAAUCGCCUUCAACGCCUACCUUGACAGUCGAUGAAGUUCUUGAACUUUUGAAGAAGUUUCAACAUUCGACUAACCGUCGUGAACGGGAGAUAUUUGACUGCAUGUUGAGGAAUCUAUUCGAAGAGUAUCGUUUCUUCCCUCAGUAUCCAGAUCGCGAGCUGCACAUAACGGCUCAGUUAUUUGGUGGAAUCAUGGAGCAUGGUCUCGUCACCUACAUGGCUCUGGGAGUGGCACUACGUUACGUACUUGAAGCUGUCCGGAAACCACACGGGACGAAGAUGUACUAUUUUGGGAUCACUGCCUUGGAUCGGUUCAGACAUAGAUUGAAGGAAUAUCCGCAAUAUUGUCAGCAUUUGGCCAGCAUUCCGCAUUUUCGAGAGUUUCCGCCGCAUCUAAUCGAGUACAUCGAUAAUGGCUCCCGUGGCGUCGAGCCACCCAAUCGUCCUCAUGGUCCAGUCUUACCUCAAGUGACGACAGCUGCCAAAACCACUACUCCGACAACGCCAACUACAACAGUUGCUGGUAAAACGACCUCUACUGCUGCACCUAUGAGUGGUCGACCGUCAAUAGCAAACGCGACCAACAUCGACACAUUGCUGGUUGCUUCGGAGAAAGACGUCUUAAUUGUAGACCCACCAGAGAGCGUCCAAGACAAAGUCAGCUUCAUAUUUAAUAAUCUGAGUCAAUUAAACCUGACGCCAAAGUGCGAAGAAUUGCGUGACAUUGUGGGUGAAGAACACUGGUCUUGGGUAGCCCAGUAUCUGGUGAUGAAAAGAGCUUCAAUUGAACCAAAUUUUCACACACUCUAUUCAAACUUCCUUGACACACUGAAGCUAUCCGAGCUCAGUCGACUUGUCAUUGGUGAGACGUUCCGCAAUAUCAAGGUACUCCUUCGUAGUGACAAGGGAAUAGCAAAUUUCUCAGAUCGCACACUGUUGAAAAAUCUUGGUCAUUGGCUUGGACUUUUGAUGCUAUCUAAAAACCGGCCGAUUCUACAGGGAGAUAUUGAUUUGAAAUCAAUUCUAGUCGAAGCGUAUCAUAAAGGGCAACAAGAACUUCUGUACGUCGUACCAUUCGUGGCGAAAGUCUUAGAGUCAUGUGCUAAGAGCAAAGUGUUCAAACCACCCAAUCCAUGGACCCUAGGAAUCAUGAAUGUUUUGGCAGAACUACAUCAGGAGCCUGACUUGAAGCUUAAUCUUAAAUUUGAAGUCGAAGUUCUUUGCAAAACUCUAGCCAUUGAUAUUCACGAUCUUAAGCCUGGAGUAGUCUUCAAGGAUCACAAUCGUCUGUCACGUUUGGAACCGCAGUUGUCCCAGCCGCAAUUACAGCAAAUGUAUCAACCAGCACCACAAUUGCAAAUCAUUCAGCAGCAGCAGCAGCAGCAACUUCAACAGCAGCAACAACAGCAGCAGCAACAACAACAACAACAGCAGCAGCAACAACAACAACAACAACAGCAGCAGCAGCAGCAACAACAACAGCAGCAGCAGCAGCAGCCACCACCACCACCGCCACAACUUGCUGGCUCACCUGCGCAACAAAUGCAAUCCCAGCCUGGCACAACUACUCCAACACCAGCUCACGCAAUUCAAGGCCCUCCUGAUCCGAGGUUUUCUUAUUUGGACAUCAAUGUCACUUCGUUGGCCGGACUAGCUCAGCAUCUAGUAGUUAAUAAUAACAUACCGCUGUUGACGGCGCAUCCGAAUUUAAGGAUCCUUAUCCGACCAGCUGUUGAACGAGCUGUUCAAGAGUGUAUUCAUCCAGUUGUUGAUUGGUCUAUGAAAAUAGCCUUGACCACUUGCGAGCAAAUCAUAAAGAAAGACUUUUCACUCGACGCGGAUGACACCCGCAUGCGCGCUGCUGCUCAUCACAUGGUUCGCAGUCUCAGUGCAGGCACGGCAUUGAUUCGCUGCCGAGAUCAUUUGCUAUUGACGAUUGCAAAUAAUCUCAAGACAGCAUUUUCUGCUGCCUUGCAGAGGAGCACCAGCCCUCAACAGAAGGAGUUGGUUGAACAAGCAGCCACUUUGACCGCUCAAGAUAACGUUGAACCAGCGUGUGCGUUUAUCCAAAAGACGGCCGUAGAGAAAUCCAUUUCGGAAAUCGAUAAACGCCUUGCCACGGAAUUCGAUUUACGCAAGCACGCUCGAAACGAAGGCAGGAGAUACUACGACCCCGCUGUUUUCGCCUAUCAGGCUGAUCGGAUGCCGGAACCCAUUCGUUUGAAAAUGAGUGGCGUUACACCCCAACAAGCUGCCGUAUAUGAGGAGUUUGCCCGAUACAUCCCUGGAUUCUUACCUGUCACCGAACGAGAUGCAGCCAUGCUUGUGCCUAAGAUGAUCCCCACGUUUACCAACGAUGAAAUUGGGGUCAUUUUGGAAAAAGUCGCCAUGGAAUUGGAGCGUUUCUUGCAAUCACUGUUGCCAUUGGGCAGCUCAACACAAGCAGUUGCGAUUGGUUCCCUAUUGGAAGCUGUCAUUUUGGCUCGUUCUUCACGUGAACACGGAGCACAUAUUACUUUACUUCAAAAAGCUUUUGAAGGACUGGUGGAGAGCCUGACUAGUUUCGCUACGACCGGAAAUGAUCCGGAAGCCGUCGUCCGUUUCCGCGACGCACAUUUGCUGGUUUUGAAAGCCUUGCAAGAUCCCCAGGCUUAUGGACCUCAAUGGACUAAUCGUCAGGUGACGCGAUGCUGGGCCGAAUGUCGAGAAGAGUUUCGAUACAAUCUCGAUAUUCUUGACUGCCUUGUGCGAGCUCAUCUCAUAAACUUGCAGCAAUUUGACAUGCAACUAGCUUCUGUGUUAGAGCAAGCCCUUAAUGCUGGCAUUGGAUCUUCUAUAUUAGCACUUGGCUUUGCUAUGCAAUUGGUGCAUGUCUAUCUUCUCGAGGGACCCGCGUCUGGCGCUCCCGUGGUCAUCACUGAAAACGACUUGGCGAACACAAUUGAAAUUUUGACACGUAUCGCUGCUCACGCUAGGCAACCCCCAGAUGGUCUAGCAACUAUUUUGGAAUUGCUACGAGCUGGCCAUGAGACCGGUCUAAUGGAUCGUGCCACUGGCGGUCCAGGUGGACCAACGGCUUUGAUUCAUUCUGGAAUUGCUCAGGCACGCGAUUAUGACGAUCCCCAUGGAUUGCCCGAAAAGACCGAAUACCUUCUGCAGGAGUGGGUAGCUAUGUAUCAUCUACCUAACGCUGGACGGGAUUCGUCUAAAGCUUUUGGUCACUUCGUCACCCAAAUGAGUCUACACGGAGUGUUGAAAACCGAUGAUUUGAUCACACGCUUUUUCCGACUGUGCACUCAAUUUUGCGUUGAUAUCUCAUAUCGAGCAUUGGCUUCCGAACCGACUGCCGACCUGAUCCGCAGUAAAGCGUUUCACACUCUGGAUGCUUAUGUCCGAUUAAUUGCUUUACUCAUUAAGCACUCUGGUGACGCAAACAACGGCGUUACAAAAGUAAAUCUCCUCAACAAAGUUUUAGGGAUCGUUGCAGGAGUUCUGCUACAAGAUCAAGAAGUUCGCGGUGCGGAAUUCCAGCAAUUGGCUUAUCAUCGUAUCCUCAUAAUGUUGUUUCUUGAGUUAAAUGCGCCCGAACAAGUACUUGAUUCCAUCAAUUUCCAAGUUUUGACGGCUUUCUGUCAUACACUGCACAUUCUGAGACCAGCGAAGGCCCCAGGCUUUGCGUAUGCCUGGCUAGAAAUUGUUUCGCAUAGGGUUUUCAUUGGGCGAUUGCUGUCGAUUACUCCCCAACAGAAAGGAUGGGGGAUGUAUGCUCAACUGUUGAUCGACUUAUUCAAGUUUUUGGCCCCAUUUCUACGGAACGCCGAACUGAGCAAGCCCGUCUCAAUGUUAUACAAAGGAACACUGCGCGUCCUGCUGGUUUUGUUGCAUGACUUUCCCGAAUUCCUUUGCGACUAUCAUUAUGGAUUCUGUGAUGUGAUUCCUCCCAAUUGCAUUCAAAUGAGAAAUUUGAUUUUGUCGGCGUUCCCACGCAAUAUGCGUCUGCCUGAUCCAUUCACGCCCAAUCUCAAAGUGGACAUGUUACCGGAAAUCAGUCACGCUCCACGUGUACUGACUCAUUUCGCAGCAAUGAUCCAGCCGCCUACGCUCAAAAAGGAUUUGGACUCGUACCUGAAAACGCGCGGACCAGUUACGUUUCUUUCGGAGUUACGAAGUGUAGUUCAGGUUCACGUUUCUUCGAUUAAUCUUCACGUUUCACCUGAACCUGGAAUGCACUAUAAUUUGCCCUUGCUGAACGCAUUGGUCUUGUACGUUGGCACCCAGGCCAUACAAUCGAUACAGACCAAAGGAUUAUCUCCGUCAAUGGCGACUAUUGGCCACUCUUCUUACAUGGAUAUCUUCCAGAGUUUAGCCGUCAACCUUGACACGGAAGGGCGUUACUUGUUCAUCAACGCCAUUGCUAAUCAAUUGCGCUAUCCUAAUAGCCACACGCACUACUUCAGCUGCGUUCUGCUUUGCCUUUUCGCAGAAGCAAAUUCUGAGGCGAUUCAAGAACAAAUUACUAGGGUCCUGCUGGAGAGGCUCAUUGUCAAUCGACCGCACCCAUGGGGAUUACUCAUUACAUUCAUUGAAUUGAUAAAGAACCCUGUUUUCAAAUUUUGGAAUCACGAAUUCGUCCACUGCGCCCCGGAAAUCGAAAAACUUUUUGAAUCGGUGGCUCGAUCAUGCAUGGUGGUCCAAAAACAAACUCCUCGGGAUGCAGAAAACCACGAUUGAUUAAUUGAGUUCACCGACUACUUAUGUACAGUUUGUGCGUGUGCUCAUCUUCUCAACCAAUGUUUGUUUGGAUUUUUCCUACACCCUUUGGCGGUGCGUGGUGAAUUGUGUCAGAACAUGUCCAUUUAGUUUUUUUGAACGAAUGUAUUAUUCUUUUCUCUUUAUUUGAACCCCCAGUUUUCGCUCAUUUUCUCCUUCUUUCUUUGGUAUCGAGUUCAUCUUUCUCGCUUUCCCCCCUCGGGUCUGCAUUCACUGUGGGUUUUCCAUGUAGUAAUGUUCACUUUUAAUAAUACACACGAAGCAAAUGGA